CACAUUUAUAAUUUAGUAUUAAUACAAGAAUCAUGGCAAGAAAUCUAUCUAGUAUUAUAACUAUCGAAGACGAUUUUUCUUUGAAAAAAGAAAAACCACAAAGUAAUUUCAAAAUGAUAAACAUAUUAAUUUAUGCAAUAAUAAUAUUAUGUUCAUUAAUGUAUUUCAACAAUUCAUACAAACUGCAAAGGACUAUGCAGGAAGAACUUGAUUUAACUGCUACUAAUAAAGCAGCUAUGUUGGAACUCCCCGAGGAUCAAGAAAAUACAACAGAUUUGUCACAAUCACCUGAAAAUUACAUUGAACGCAUACAAUCGUUGAAUGGAGAUGAACAGGAGAACACUAAGUUAUUUGAUUCCUUAAAGACAGCUCUACGUACUCAGCCUCAUAGCUUUGUUCUGAGAUUUGUCCAAGCUGGUGGUUUAGUUACUCUGUUAGGAGUUUUGUCAUCUAUGAAUUAUGACACUCGACAAGGAGCUAUGCACACAUCAAUUAUUGGCUGUAUCACAGCCCUUAUGAAUGACUCUACUAGAAGAUCUCACGUACUAGCACAUCCAUCAGCUAUUAGUACUAUUGCUCGCAGUUUACUCACUGAAAAUCCCCGUACUAAAGUUGCUGUAUUAGAAAUUCUUGGUGCUUCCUGCUUAGUUCCAGGAGGCCAUAAGAAAGUUCUUGAUGCCAUGACAGACUAUAAAGUGUUUGCUCAUGAACGAGCCAGAUUCCAAGGCAUUAUUAAUGAUUUGGAUAGAAACACUGGCGUCUAUAGAGAUGAUUUGACAGUUAAAACAGCUAUUAUGGCAUUUAUAAAUGCUGUUCUUAGUUAUGGGCCAGGACAAAAAAGUUUAGAAUUCAAAUUGCAUUUAAGAUAUGAAUUUUUACAAUUGGGACUCAAAAACAUUAUAAUCAAGUUAAGAGAACGCCAGAAUCAGACAUUGGACAGACAUAUGGAUUUCUUUGAUAUGGUUCGCAAUGAAGAUGAAAAUGAAUUAGCAAGGAAAUUAGAACAGGAGCAAGUAGAUACUCAAAGCGCUACUUCUAUGUCCGAUUUACUACGCAGAAAAUUGAGUCAUUCUCCAGCCUAUCCUCACUUCCUUUCACUUAAAAAAGAGAAAGCCAAAGAAGAAGAACUUCUUGAAGCAAAAAAUAAAGCUGAAGAACUCGAAAAAGAAAAUACUAGUAUUACUGCAUCGCUUGCUAAAAAAGAACAAGAACUAGACUUGAGAAAUCAAGAAAAAGAAGAUAUGGAAGCUAGUAUUUUAAGGAUUAAAGAACGUUUGGAAAAAGAAAUAUCUAUUGACUUGGAAACUAAACAAAAGAUAUCUGAACUCGAAGAUACUUCAAGUGAAUUACAGCAUAGGAUAGCUUACGAGCAAGGAGAGAUGAGAAAGCUAGAAGCAAUGCUUAAUAAUGGAAGUUUACCAGAUGAUGCUAAAGUUAAUAUUAGCCCUCCACCUCCUAUGCCUAUUCCACCUCCACCACCACCUCAAUUAAUAGUUAAAAGUAAUUGUCCUGCUCCACCCCCAGCUCCACCAUUACAAAUCCCUCCAUUAAAUCUUCCACCUCCACCUGGCUGUCUUCCUCAAUUAGCCGUCAGACAAAGAUCUGUAGAAAUUCCAAAACCAUCUGCUCCAUUGAAAUCCUUCAACUGGGCUAAGUUACCAGAAACCAAAGUGGCUGGAACUGUAUGGGCUGAUAUUGAUGAAGGAAAAAUGUAUUCAUCUAUUGACCUUGAAACAGUUGAUAAACUAUUCUGUGCAUACCAAAAUCAAAAACCAACAAAUGGAACAACAGCUGCUAAUGAAGGAUCAUCUGAAGAUCUGAAGACUGGUAGUAAUAAAUCCAAAGUCUUAUCUGUUAUUGAUGGUCGCAGAGCUCAAAAUUGUACUAUAUUGUUGUCCAAAUUGAAAAUGUCUGAUGAAGAAAUCGUCAGAGUGAUAUUGGAUAUGGAUAAUAAAGACAUUUUACCAUUAGACAUGGUUGAACAACUUUUAAAAUUCACUCCAGGUCCAGAUGAAGCAGCUUUGUUAGAAGAACAUAGUUUUGAUUUAGACAGUCUUGCCAGAGCUGACAGAUUUUUAUACAAAAUUUCCAAAAUUUCACAUUAUGAUCAACGUCUUCGUAGUUUAGUAUACAAAAAGAAAUUUAUUACUUGGACUAGAGAAGUUGAAGGCAGAACAAAAAUUGUUAUGGAGGCUUCACGUGAAGUAGCUCGUUCUAGACGUUUAAGAAAACUAUUAGAAUUAGUAUUAGCACUUGGAAACUACAUGAACAAAGGAGCAAGAGGAAAUGCAUGGGGUUUCCGUUUAUCAUCUCUAAACAGACUUACAGACACUAAGUCAAGUUCUGUUAGGGGUAUAACAUUAUUGCAUUACAUUGUCGAUAUGGCUGAUAAGAAGUUCAAGGACAUUUUAUUAUUGGAAGAAGAAUUACCUCAUGUAAGAGGAGCUUCAAAAGUAAGCUUGGCUGAACUUGAAAAAGACAUGUCACAACUAAGAAAUAAUUUGAAAGAAGUUGAACGAGAAAUUGAGUUCCAAAGAGUACAACCUGCUGUACCAGGUGAUAUGUUCCUACCAGUAAUGAAAGAAUUUUUAACUACUGCUACCUGCAAAUUUUCUGAGUUAGAAGACUUAUUCCAAGAUAUGAAAACUAGAUUUGAUAGAGCAGUCCGAUUGUUUGGGGAAGACAAUUCCACAAUCCAACCAGAUGAUUUCUUUGCAAUUUUUGAUUCUUUCUUAACAGCUCUUUAUGAAGCACGUCAAGAUAACUCUGCUGUUAAAAAGAGACGGGAAGAAGAAGAAAAAAGGACAAGACAAGAAGUGGAGUUAAAGAAAUUAACGCUUGAUCGUAAAAACUGUAAAGACGGUGCUAGUGUUUUGUCUAAUGGGUCUGGUAGUCGUCAAGUUUCUAUAAAUGGUAAAUCUGGUGACAAAGCAGAAUUUGACGAUCUCAUAUCGGCUUUAAGAACAGGAGAUGUUUUUAGUGAAUAUAGUAUGGCAAAGAUUAAACGCAGUAGAAAAUCCAGACAUUCACCUCCAGCUAGGGAACAUAGCAGGGACAGAGUUAAAAAGAGACGGGAAGAAGAAGAAAAAAGGACAAGACAAGAAGUGGAGUUAAAGAAAUUAACGCUUGAUCGUAAAAACUGUAAAGACGGUGCUAGUGUUUUGUCUAAUGGGUCUGGUAGUCGUCAAGUUUCUAUAAAUGGUAAAUCUGGUGACAAAGCAGAAUUUGACGAUCUCAUAUCGGCUUUAAGAACAGGAGAUGUUUUUAGUGAAUAUAGUAUGGCAAAGAUUAAACGCAGUAGAAAAUCCAGACAUUCACCUCCAGCUAGGGAACAUAGCAGGGACAGAGAAAAGGACAUUAAACGUUACUCGAAAAAAAUAAAUUAAUUAAAAUUUAAAUAAUGUUUUUUUUUUUUUUUUGUAUUUAUUGUUUAUUUUAUUAUAUUAAAGAUGACUUACUAGUA
This is a messenger RNA of Aphis gossypii (cotton aphid), 3463 nucleotides long. Its product is annotated as disheveled-associated activator of morphogenesis 2-like. Lineage: Eukaryota; Metazoa; Arthropoda; Insecta; Hemiptera; Aphididae. Gene Ontology annotation, molecular function: small GTPase binding; actin binding. The record is from RefSeq and is a predicted model, not a curated record. Gene Ontology annotation, biological process: actin cytoskeleton organization; positive regulation of actin filament polymerization.